AUGCUCUCCAAGCUCCUCUCCGUUGCUACUGUGGCUCUUGCCACCACAUCGCUGGUCUCUGCCCAGACCUUCACCACCUGCGAUCCUACCAAGAAGGACUGCCCCCCCGAUCCCGCUCUGGGCAAGUCCGUGAGCGUCGACUUCACCAAGGGCAACGAUGAAUCCAUCUUCCGCAAGCUCGACGGUACCUCUGUCAAGUUUGAGGAUGGCGGUGCCCUCUUCUCCAUUGGCAAGGAGACGGAUGCCCCCACCAUGGCCUCCAAGAAGUACAUCUUCUUCGGCAAGGUCGACGUCGUCCUCAAGGCCGCCCCUGGCCAGGGUAUCGUCACCUCUGUCGUCCUCCAAUCCGACGACCUCGACGAAAUCGACUGGGAGUGGGUUGGCGGCGACAACGCCCAGGUCCAGACCAACUACUUCGGCAAGGGUGACACCAGCACCUAUGACCGUGGUGCCUACCACCCUGUGAGCAACCCGUUGAGCGAGUACCACACCUACACCAUCGACUGGACCCAGGAGUCGGUUAAGUGGAUCAUCAACGGCGCUCUCGUCCGCGAGCUCAAGUACGCCGACGCCAAGGGCGGUGCCAUGUUCCCCCAGACACCCAUGGAGGUCAAGAUUGGUACCUGGGUUGCCGGCAGCAAGAACGCCGCCAAGGGCACCGUCGAGUGGGCUGGUGGUUACACCGACUUCUCCAAGGCCCCCUUCAACGCCUACUACCAGAGCAUCACUAUCACCGACUACCAGGGCAACAAGGGCGCCAAGGGCGCCAAGGAGUACGUGUACGGCGACCGCUCCGGCAGCUGGGAGUCCAUUAUCGUCAAGACCGAGGGCGGCAGCGACGAUGACAAGUCUUCUUCCGCCAGCAAGACGGCUUCCAAGACCGAGUCCAAGACUACUCUGAGCACCGUCACCGCCUCUGGUUCCGCCUCUGCUGCCGCCUCUGGUUCCACCUCUGCUUCCGCCACCGCCUCCGGCGAGGCCUCUGCCACCGAGGAGGCCUCCUCCACCGCCACCGGCUCCGGCUCAUCCGGCUCUGCCUCCGCCGCCUCCGGCACAACCGCUGGCGCCACCUCUGCUCCUACGGCCGUCUCUACCAACUCGGGUUUCGCGACCAAGGCCAACCUUGCCCUCGGUGCGGCUGGUCUCUUCUUCACCUUCCUGCUGUAA
Messenger RNA from Colletotrichum higginsianum IMI 349063, 1167 nucleotides. Its product is annotated as Ice nucleation protein. The record is from RefSeq and is a predicted model, not a curated record. NCBI's taxonomy places the organism in Eukaryota, Fungi, Ascomycota, Sordariomycetes, Glomerellales, Glomerellaceae. Gene Ontology annotation, molecular function: hydrolase activity, hydrolyzing O-glycosyl compounds; glycosyltransferase activity. Bases 1 to 1167 code for a protein of 388 amino acids. Gene Ontology annotation, biological process: fungal-type cell wall organization; carbohydrate metabolic process. Gene Ontology annotation, cellular component: fungal-type cell wall. The transcript is spliced from 2 exons.